Messenger RNA from Tetranychus urticae (two-spotted spider mite), 3761 nucleotides. It is a transcript of the gene ci, whose product is annotated as transcriptional activator cubitus interruptus. Gene Ontology annotation, cellular component: nucleus. Gene Ontology annotation, molecular function: RNA polymerase II cis-regulatory region sequence-specific DNA binding; DNA-binding transcription factor activity, RNA polymerase II-specific. Lineage: Eukaryota; Metazoa; Arthropoda; Arachnida; Trombidiformes; Tetranychidae. The record is from RefSeq and is a predicted model, not a curated record. Gene Ontology annotation, biological process: regulation of transcription by RNA polymerase II.
CCGAAAUGAAGUCAUAAGGUUUUCAAAGUUCAAACUAGCAACUUAAGUUUAACUUUUUUUCCUUUUUUUACUUAAUUUCUUAUUUUAUUUUUUAUUUCUUUUGGUUCCUUUUUUGUAAUUAACUUUUUUUUGUCUAAUUAUGUGGCCUCAUGGGCUGACAGUCUCCUCUCGUACUCAUGAGGGACACUAUGUUUGGGCAGCAGCUCCACCUCCGCCUCAUCAUUAUCCACCAUUAUCUGGAUCAUCUUACCCUUACCAUGGAUUAUAUCCUUUUCAUGCUGGAACUUCAGAAAUUAAUCAUCAUUUUGCUGCAGCAACCGCCGAAGCAACGAAUGCAGCUUCAUUUGCAGCCGCUGCAGCGGCAUAUUCAUCCGGCUAUGGAACAAAUGGAAGGAAAAGAGCCCUUUCACCUUACGGUUCCGAUUUUGAUAUAAACUCAUUAAUUCGUUUUUCUCCAAAUUCACUGUUUUCUCUUGUGAAUGGAUCUCGAUCAUCAAGCACAAGUGGUUCUUAUGGUCAUCUUUCAGCAAGCUCGCUAAGUCCAUCAUUAGGCCAUCCUCCGUCUGAAGCUGGUCUGGCCUCACAUCUUCAUCCUUUUAUCAGGUCACCAAUUUUACUGCCCUCCGGUCCAACAGGUCCUGGUUCAUUGGGAUCCAAUUCCAUAUUGACUUGCCAAAAUUCAGCAUUCACACCUCAUAUUGGUCUCAACCAUUAUCAUUAUUCAUCUCUUAAUCUAAGCAACAAUUUAACUAAUUUUUCAGCUGCCAAUUCCAACAACACUAGUGCCAUUAAUGCCAACAAUAAUAAUAAUAACAAUAACAAUUCAUCAUCGGUUAUCGGUUUAUCUGUUAAAAAAGGAUCUUCAAUUGUCACUGGUGUUGACUCGUCCCCAUCAUCGGGUAGUAAUGGCCAUGAGACUGCAAGUAAUGUUGUCUCAUCAACUGUUCUUGACAAAGAGGUUGACCGUGAUUCAACCAAUCUCAAGAUUAAAACGAAAAGGGUUGAAAUUGAAGAAAGUAAAAUGGAGGAUCGAGCCGAUGGUGAACCUGGUAACAACAUUGAAACCAAUUGCCAUUGGGGUGAUUGUACUCUUGAAUUUGGUAAUCAAGAAGAUUUGGUUAAACAUGUUAAUAUUGAUCAUAUCCAGCAGACAAGUCAUAAACGAUGUUUUGUUUGCCGUUGGAAGGAUUGUUCAAGGGAAGGUAAACAGUUUAAGGCUGCUUACAUGUUGGUUGUUCAUGCUCGUAAACACACCGGAGAGAAGCCCAAUAAAUGUACCUUUGAAGGUUGUUCCAAGGCUUAUUCACGGUUGGAAAAUUUGAAAACUCAUUUAAGAUCCCACACAGGGGAGAAACCAUAUUCCUGUGAGUUUCCAAAUUGUACCAAAGCCUUUUCAAACGCUUCAGAUCGGGCUAAACAUCAGAAUCGAACCCAUUCCAAUGAGAAACCCUACGAGUGUAAAGUUCCGGGUUGCAUGAAGAAAUACACUGAUCCAAGUUCACUGAGGAAACAUGUUAAAACUGUUCACGGUCCUGAAGUUUACGCCAACAAGAAACAUAAAGGGAUAAUUAAUGAUGACAACAAUGACAGGAAAGGUGGCAAUGGGGGUAGCACAGGUGGUGGCGGUGGAGGCGGCGGGGGAGGAGGCGGUGGAAGCUCAAACUCUAAUAGUCAUCAAAGAAGUAACGGUGAUGGUAAUAGCAGAAGCAAUGGAGGAAAUAGUAAUAAUAGCAACAAUAACAAUAAUGGCAAUGGUAGUAGUCAUCGUAAUAAUAACGGGAAUAGCAGUUGUGCAAGUGACAUUAGGACUGCUAGUGGGAGUGUUAAUUGCCUUAUUAAUGAUCGUAAAGGUAAUGGUAAUUGUGUAAAUGGGCAUGGAGGAGGCGGAGGUGACAAAGUGUUAAGUCAAACAAUUAAGUGUGAAAAAAGUGAAACCAUAUCAAGUCCUCCUUCAAUUAAUGUACACAACCAUUAUCACCAUAAUAGUAAUACUAACAGCUUGGAUGGUGUUGAUGUCAAUUUAAAUUGUGUCGGUGAUACUCUUCACAGUAACAGUGCCAAUGGAGCUUGUAUUGAACCUCCGAUAAGUGACAAUAGUGUUUCCACAACCUGUAUUGGUAGUGAUUGGUGUACACCAAAUUCAGUUGGUGGCAACAGUGUUAAUGACGGCUUGGGAAUUGAUUUGGAUACAUCUUCAACAGAUCUUCAUAUACCAUCAAAUGGUAUUAGAUUGAAUCCCGGUCCUGGUAAAAGAGGUGGCAAUAUGAAUGGCGGCGGCAGUGUUGCCACAUCUAUUUAUAGUCCAUCCAAUUACUCUUCAGUUGUAUCACCAAUCGUUACUCUAGCCUCACCCAUGGCCAACAUUUCAUUGAAAGAACCAAUGAAACCUCGAUCUUCCUUUGCCAAUAAACUGAAAAAUGGAUUUCGCUCAGCAACCAAUUGGAUACCAAACGUAUUGAUCUCUAAAGGUCAUCAUCGUGAUAACAACACCAAUGGUUAUCCCCUUGAUCAUGAGCUAAUUAGCACCGAGAAAAACAAAAAGUCGGACAAAAAAUCACUCGACAAAUCAAAUCUAGUUCGCCAUGGAAGCACUGAAAGCAGUAUAAAUUCAUUUUAUUCAUCGGUCCUUGGAUCGGAUGCCAGUCAAAUAACAACAGAAAGCAGCUCAAAUGGUUUGGUAAACUGCAACAAUUUAAACAAUACCUUGGAUGGUCCAUGUAAUGGUGCCAAUCUCGUCAGAUGCACUUCUUAUGAUCCAAUCUCACUUGGUGGAAGCAGCAGACGAUCUAGUGAUGCAUCAAACUCAAGUCUUUUAGGCUCAGGUCUUGGUACAGGAUUACCUGGUGCACCAACCAAUGUCACUAAUGCAUGUAAUAAUAAUAAUGGUAUAACUUCAGCAACUGUUAGCCAUUCAAGGAUUAAUGGACAGUUGAAUGGUAUAAAUCGCCGUGCACCAUCUAUGGGACACCAUUUAUCGCAAACUGAUAACCUUAUAAUUGCUCCACAAAGUUUAGCUCUUUCAACAACUAUGGCUGUCAGUCCUGAACCUUUUAUACCUUCAGCUUCCCUUACAACUUUAAACAGCUCCGUUUCCAUUGCCUCAGGGGUUAACUGUGUCUCAGGUGGUUUUAGUGACACAGCAUCAACUAGGACAACGGUUACAGCAGCAGGUUCAACUACAGGAUCAACGACAACUGUUGUCACUGAGAUUCAUUAUCCAAAUGAACCUGUUAACAAUAGUGAUAAUAAAAUUCAUUAUAACCAUAAUCACAGCCAUCCAGCCCAUCAUAAUCACCCUAAUCAUAACCAUCAAAAUCAUCAUCAUCACCGAGAGUCAUGUGUAACAGAUCAACAGCCCAUCGAAGGCAAUCAAGACAUUAUUUUACCCGAUGAAAUGAUCCAAUGGUUGACUGAACAAGGACAAAUUAACCACAAUUCAAAUAUGGUUGUAAACGAUCUUAAUUCAACGCUGAAUACACUUGCCGAAGAAACACGAUUCCUCAGGAUGUCCAUCCAUUAGAACAAACCUCUAUUUUCGCAUCUCAUUAUGUAUUAUUUACUGUAAAUAGUUGUUCUUUUUGCUAUUGUACGUCUCUUCAUCCGCUUUUCCUCUCUUCCCUUCUUUCUCUUCCUCUUCCUCUUCCUAUUCAUCUUCCUCAUCUUUCCAUCCACGUACAACGUAUUCAUUGAUUCCGCAUCACAUCUUCGAACAUUUUUUUAUAACAAAAAAAUCUCAAAUUACACUUAUAUUAAGCUCAAAA